This is a messenger RNA of Glycine soja, 2468 nucleotides long. Its product is annotated as probable methyltransferase PMT15. Gene Ontology annotation, cellular component: endosome; trans-Golgi network; cytoplasm. NCBI's taxonomy places the organism in Eukaryota, Viridiplantae, Streptophyta, Magnoliopsida, Fabales, Fabaceae. Gene Ontology annotation, molecular function: methyltransferase activity. The record is from RefSeq and is a predicted model, not a curated record. The coding region runs from base 241 to 2166 and encodes 641 amino acids. The transcript has 6 exons.
UUUAGCAUCACCAUCACCAUCACCGUACAAGUUGCAGAAAAAUUCAACCUAUCCACACUCCUUAUUAUUCCUUCCUUAACCAAUAAUCAGCUUCAGCACCCAAUACUUAACACUUGGUCUCCCAUUUAACUCAAACUCUACUUAUUCUUCAUCACUUCAACACUUCCAACAGUAAAAACCACUCUCUCUCUCUUUCUCACUUUGUCCACGUGAAGUGAAAGAAGAAGAAACUCAUAAACCAUGGCAAACACAAAUAACUUCUUAACCCAACUUCACAAUUGCACCCGCAAAAAACCUAACACCCUAUUCACCAACCUCUACCUUCUCACCUUUGCUACCUUUCUUUGUACCCUUUUCUACUUCCUCGGCCUCUGGCGCCACUACCCCACCACCACCGCCGCUGCCAUCGCCGCUGUCGCAGAAUCCUCCUCCCUAUGCUUCCACCCCAACACCACCGCCACAACCCAAUCAUCCACCAAUCUCGACUUCGCCGCCCACCACCUCCUCCCGGACCUGCCUCCCACGGUGGCGCGUGGGCCCUACCUCCCUCCUUGCGCGUCCCCCUUCUCCGAGCACACCCCCUGCGAGGACCAACAACGAUCCCUUUCAUUCCCGAGACACAGACUCGCGUACCGGGAGCGGCACUGUCCAGCACCGGAGGAGCGUCUCCGGUGCCGGAUUCCAGCGCCGUACGGAUACCGGCAGCCGCUGCGGUGGCCGGCGAGCCGCGACGCCGCGUGGUACGCGAACGCGCCGCACAAGGAAUUAACCGUAGAGAAAAAAGGCCAGAACUGGGUCCGGUUCGAUGGGAACCGGUUCAGGUUCCCCGGCGGCGGGACCAUGUUUCCACGUGGCGCCGACCAAUACAUCAACGACAUUGGGAAGCUUAUUAAUCUCAGAGAUGGGUCUGUCCGAACCGCCAUUGACACCGGUUGUGGGGUUGCAAGCUUUGGAGCUUAUCUUCUAUCCCGUGACAUUUUAACAAUGUCAUUUGCACCAAGAGAUACUCAUAUAUCCCAGGUUCAAUUUGCUCUUGAACGAGGUAUUCCUGCAUUGAUUGGAAUUCUUGCCACAAUCAGGCUUCCAUACCCUUCAAGGGCCUUUGACAUGGCUCAUUGCUCUCGUUGCCUCAUUCCUUGGGGCCAGUAUGAUGGAGUAUACUUGACUGAAAUUGAUCGAGUGCUACGUCCAGGGGGGUAUUGGAUUCUAUCAGGGCCACCAAUAAACUAUGAGAAACACUGGAGAGGUUGGGAAAGGACUCAUGAAAGUCUCAAAGAAGAACAGGAUGGUAUUGAGGAUGUAGCUAAGAGUCUAUGCUGGAAAAAGUUGGUGCAAAAGGACGACCUUGCAGUAUGGCAGAAGCCAACCAAUCAUGCACAUUGCAAACUCAAGCGAAAGAUCUUCAAGAGUGGUAGUAGACCCUUAUGUGGUGAGGCACAGGAUCCAGACACAGCAUGGUACACUAAGCUGGAUACAUGCUUGACCCCACUUCCUGAGGUAAAGAACAUCAAAGAAGUUAGUGGCGGUGGGGGAUUGGCUAACUGGCCUAAUAGACUAACUUCAAUUCCCCCAAGGAUUAGAAGUGAGAGUUUGGAAGGAAUAACGGCUGAGAUGUUCACAGAAAAUACCAAGUUAUGGAAAAAGAGAUUGGCAUACUACAAGAAACUGGAUCAUCAACUAGCGGAGCGUGGGAGAUACAGAAAUCUGCUUGAUAUGAAUGCUUACUUGGGAGGCUUUGCAGCUGCACUAGUUGAUGAUCCUGUGUGGGUCAUGAACAUUGUCCCUGUUGAGGCUGAAAUCAACACCCUUGGUGUUGUGUAUGAACGUGGAUUGAUUGGAACCUAUCAGAACUGGUGUGAAGCCAUGUCCACUUACCCGCGAACUUAUGACUUCAUACAUGGUGAUUCGGUUUUUAGCCUCUACCAGAACAGAUGUGAUAUGGUGGACAUUCUUCUCGAGAUGGACCGGAUUUUGCGGCCACAAGGCAGUGUCAUUUUGAGAGAUGAUGUGGAUGUGUUGACGAAGGUGAAGAUCAUUGCAGAUGAAAUGCAAUGGGAUGCCAGAAUUACAGACCAUGAAGAAGGGCCUUAUGAGAGACAGAAGAUUCUGGUAGCAGUAAAAGAGUACUGGACAUCCCCACCACCAGAGAGAAACCAACACAGCUAGCACUUAGUUUGAUAUGCUUCAGGAUUCUGUUUUUCUUUUAUUGUGAAUUUUCUCAUGAGUCAAUUCUUUCAAACUCUCAUUCUUGUUAGUGGUAAAAGUGAAAAAUUCUUUGUAAAAUUAUGGGCCCUGGAAUAUUUGAGGCAGCUUUUCAUCAAAUUUUAAUAUAGUGGGAAAGCAUGUAAAUUGAUUGGAACAGGAACUGGUAAUUAGUAAAAACCAAGUUGUCUCAAUAUGGGCCGUAUUGCCAUAACAUGCCUCUUAUCUCCUUAAAUAGAAUGGACAUCUGACAUUAUUUAAUGUUU